UUCCAGAUCUCUGUCCUCUCCGCUCUAUACAUGGCCAGUGGAAACACGCCACACGGACUACCUUUGCUUCGGGAAGAGAAUUGAAAAGCCAAGAGGUGUAGCUGUGUAUGCUGCAACUGAAGAAACACGGAGUACAAAAAGGAGAGUAGUGGUUACUGGAGUUGGUGUGGUAUCGCCGAUUGGGCAUGAUGCAGAUUUGUUCUAUCAUCAUCUUCUUGAAGGUGUUAGUGGCAUUACUGAGAUUCAGGCUUUCGAUUGUUCUAAAUUUCCCACCAGAAUUGCAGGGGAGAUCCAGAACUUUUCUGCUGAUGGGUGGGUUGCACCUAAACUUGUUAACAGAGCAGAUAAAUCCAUGCUUUAUAUGCUCACAGCCGGAAAGAAAGCUCUUGUGGAUGGUGGAGUGACAGAAGAUGUCAUGUCUGAGUUGGAUAAAUCUAAAUGUGGGAUUUUAAUUGGUUCUGCACUUGGAGGUCUCAAGGUUUGUAGUGAUGCCGUGGAGGCCGCACGGGUUUCACACAAAAAAAUGAAACCUUUCAGUAUUCCUUUUGGUUCACACAAUAUGGGAUCUGCCAUUCUCGCAAUGGAUUUGGGUUGGAUGGGUCCAAACUAUGCCAUAAAUGCAAAUGGUGCAACAAGCAACUUUUGCAUCCUUAGUGCUGCAAAUCACAUUGUGAGAGGCAAUACGGAUAUGAUGCUUUGUGGUGGAUCAGAAUCUGCACUUAUUCCUAUAGGACUGGGAGGCUUUAUUGCGUGUCAGGCCCUUUCAAAAAGGAACAGUGAUCCAACAAGAGCUUCUCGUCCUUGGGAUAUGGAGAGAGAUGGAUCUGUUUUGGGAGAAGGAGCUGGUGUGUUACUCUUGGAAGAACUUUAUCACGCACAGAAAAGAAGGGCAAAGAUAUACGCAGAGAUCUUAGGGGGAAGCUUCACUUGUGAUGCUUACAAUGUGACCGAUCCACACCCAAACGGAGCUGGUGUUGUUAUGUGCAUUGAGAAGGCCUUAGCCCAAUCUGGGUUGAGCAGAGAAGAUGUCAAUUAUAUCAAUGCCCAUGCCUGCUCAACCCCAGCAGGUGACCUCAGAGAGUAUGAAGCUAUAAUUCGUUGUUUCGGGCAUAACCCUGAGCUUAAAAUUAACUCUACAAAAUCUAUGAUUGGUAACCUCUUAGGAGCUGCUGGUGCAGUGGAAGCUAUUGCGACGAUUAAGGCUAUCCAGACAGGGUGGAUCCAUCCAAACCUCAACCUUGAAAACCCUGAUAAAGACUUUGACACAAACGUGGUGGUUGGUACAAAGAAGGAACGACUGGGCAUAAAAGUGGCGCUUUCUAACUCAUUCGGAUUUGGAGGACUGAACUCUUGUAUUCUAUUGGCGCCCUUUAAUGGUUAACCGCCUUGUUUUUGGCCUUCACCUUUUCUAUACCCGAAAAUAUGGUUUCUUUUCUAUAUCAGCAGGGAUGAUAUUUUUUAGUUUUUACACCCCUUUCUUGAAAAGGCUAGUCAUUUUUUUAUCAUCUGAUUUGCAUACCAUAAAUUUAUCUUAGGAGAGACUUGACUCUAUCUUUUAUCAAACCUCCAGGAAUAGUAACUGGC
Molecule: messenger RNA, 1584 nt
Organism: Cuscuta europaea
Lineage: Eukaryota; Viridiplantae; Streptophyta; Magnoliopsida; Solanales; Convolvulaceae
Source: the annotation of a GenBank genome assembly